UCAAAAGUGCACACUAUUAAACGAAAAUAUCUGUAAAAUAAUAUAUGAAAGAUCACCAUAUGUAUAAUGCAAAACUAGUAUAUUUAGUACAGAACGGUUAUGACAGGAAAUGUUAUGAAAAUGCACACAAAUAAUGGGGUAUUUGUCUACAAUAAUUUAUUAUAUAAUAAGAAUUAUAUAUUUUUCAGGUAUAUUUAUGUAGAUGAUUACUGGCGAGGAAGCUUUUUAUGUAAUCUUGCUGGUGUUUUGUCUACAAUAUCGUCGGAGGCUAGUGUAUUGUUUCUGUGUUUGAUAACCUUAGACAGGUUAUUAGUUAUUAAAUAUCCGUUUGGUUCAAAAGUUUUCACCACAAAGAAGUCAGUUAUCUGUGUAACAAUAGCGUGGCUUUUUUCAAGCUUCAUCGCGAUACUACCAGUGGCAUAUGAAGGAUACUUCCAAAACAAGUUUUAUUCCAGAUCAGGUGUGUGCAUUGCUUUGCCUUUGACAAGAGAACGUCCCCCCGGUUGGGUCUACUCCAUUUCAGUUUUUGUAGGCUUGAAUUUCAUCACCUUUCUCCUAGUUGCAGUUGGUCAGUGGUCAAUAUUUUUCGAAUUGCAAAAGGCUAGUGGAAUGGCCACGACAGCACAAUCUUCACGAAAGAGAGACUUGAAAGUUGCAAGAAAUCUCCUCCUUGUUGUAGCGACGGAUUUCAUGUGCUGGUUUCCAAUUGGAGUCAUGGGUGUAUUAGCACUUUCCGGUCAUCCGAUAUCUGGAGAUGUGUACUCAUGGGCAGCAGUAUUCAUCCUCCCUGUUAACUCCGCAGUUAACCCGAUACUUUAUACAUUAUCAGCGAUCAUCGGAGGAAAGGAUUUUCGACCUAGUACGAAGGAACAUUCAAGGCUGACGAAGAUUAAAGAAACUGGAGAAAUUGUUAUGAACUUUCAUUCAAUAAGUCGACGGUUUGCUUCGAAAGAUGACCUCCCGUCUUCGAAAUACUGGAGUGUUCGCAAGAUUUCCGUCGAAGAGCUAGAUGUCCCAAUGAUUGUUAUUCUAAAAAGUGCUGCACAACUUGUUGAAUUUCUCGACGUGUUACAUUGCAGUUGCUUAGGGAUACAAUCACUUAAUGAGAGGUCUGUCCUUCUCAGAGUUCGCAACAGACAGGUACUAUGCGACGUCAAGAUUACAGGAGAACCUUUCGUCUCUGUUAAACCAGAGAAUAAAACCGACGACAUUUAUCGUUUUGGGAUAUUGCUGAGAAAUAUCUGUUCUCUCUGGAUGAAGCUAAAUAGACCCGCGAAAAGAUUUUAAAUGAACAUCUCUUGUAGAUGUGGCCCGUCGGCAGUUGACAUUUAGCUAUUUCACAUUUUAUGCCAUUGGUGUCUGUUUUUUUUUUUUUUUUAAAUUUUAUUUAGUUCUAAAUAUCCAUUUCCCUUUUUGCUUGUCACUUUGUCAGAUAUGUCAUAUUUAUUAAAGACUAAAUAUUAUAUGGUUAAUUUUUCGUUUGGGUAUGCCUGUGGAAUCUUAAUUCUGUCGGAAUAAAUCUUAUACAGUUGUGAAGAAGUUUUGGAGGCUAAUAUAUUUGAAAUAUACAAUUAGUCCGCGGGACAUUUUAGUAUCUCUUCUAUUGAGCAAAUAAUGAAGGUCUUUGCGAGGUUUAUCUGUGAUCUACUACGGUUAAGUAGUCAGAUACGUUGGCGUUGAACGUGAUUUAAUAGUCGAGCAUCUGAACGAUGAACCAUGGUAUUUCAUACUAUAAACCAUACAAAGCAUUGGCAGAUUUUUG
Messenger RNA from Mercenaria mercenaria, 1762 nucleotides. RefSeq names its product G-protein coupled receptor GRL101-like. Gene Ontology annotation, cellular component: membrane. The record is from RefSeq and is a predicted model, not a curated record. Bases 100 to 1287 code for a protein of 395 amino acids. The transcript has 5 exons. Gene Ontology annotation, molecular function: G protein-coupled receptor activity. NCBI's taxonomy places the organism in Eukaryota, Metazoa, Mollusca, Bivalvia, Venerida, Veneridae. Gene Ontology annotation, biological process: G protein-coupled receptor signaling pathway.